AUGUUAGCCCGCCAACUCAUCUCAAGGGUCACCCGACCUAUCACACUCCUGCCUCACACCCAGCCCAUCAUCACCUCACGAGGCAUCCACGCAACCCCGAUCUCUCCCGCCAACGUCCAAAGGCCAGCCAACGAUUCUAACCUCGUUCCAGCCGCCCCCACCGUAGCCGAGCUUCACACGAUGAUGAACAACCUCCAAAAGGGCGAAGCCGACCCCGUCGUCGUGCACAGAGCCCUCAAGGCCUACGAGGCCGCCUUCAACGCCGACAAGCAAAAGAUACUCGACGGAUUCAGGCAGCAACGCAUUGAGAUACGAGAGUCUCAUGACGCGAUUGACAGGGUGCUAAAUAAGCUUCAACGUCUGCACCAUCGUGUGUAUUACUGGGACGAUAGAAUCGACGAUUGGAUGGCCAAGAUGGACGCCACACCUGUGCCGGAACGUUUCGACUUUCGCCGGGUUUUGCAGGCGGGGCUUUGGAUGCUCAGCGGCGGCACUGCUGUUUAUGUAUGGUCGUCGUAG
This is a messenger RNA of Colletotrichum gloeosporioides, 519 nucleotides long. RefSeq lists its product as uncharacterized. Bases 1 to 519 code for a protein of 172 amino acids. The transcript is spliced from 2 exons. The record is from RefSeq and is a predicted model, not a curated record. Lineage: Eukaryota; Fungi; Ascomycota; Sordariomycetes; Glomerellales; Glomerellaceae.